UAUGUUUUGGCCUCUAGAUGACAAACAACACAAGCCUGGCUGCUGCAGAGCGAGCAGGAGCAGCAAGUGCAGAUAGCUUUCAAGCUAACGCUAGCUAUCACAACAUAAUAAACCCCCCCGCAGUCUGGGGCUUUAAUCAGUCACUAGUUUGGUAGCUGGUUCAAGGCUGGCUUCGUUGGCCCAACAUGCAGAAAUAUGAAAAGCUUGAAAAAAUUGGAGAGGGCACGUACGGGACAGUGUUUAAGGCUAAAAACCGAGAAACCCACGAAAUUGUGGCUUUGAAAAGGGUGAGGCUGGACGACGACGAUGAGGGGGUGCCCAGCUCUGCUCUGAGAGAAAUCUGUCUUCUGAAGGAGCUAAAGCAUAAAAACAUUGUCAGACUACAUGAUGUUUUGCACAGUGACAAGAAGUUAACGUUGGUUUUUGAAUAUUGUGAUCAGGAUUUGAAGAAGUAUUUUGACAGCUGCAAUGGGGAUCUAGAUCCUGAAACUGUGAAGUCAUUCAUGUACCAGCUGUUGAAAGGCCUUGCUUUCUGUCACAGUCGAAAUGUUCUUCAUAGAGAUCUGAAGCCGCAGAAUCUCCUCAUCAACAGAAACGGGGAGCUGAAACUGGCUGACUUCGGGUUGGCUCGAGCCUUUGGCAUUCCUGUGAGGUGUUACUCAGCAGAGGUGGUGACCUUGUGGUACCGGCCUCCAGAUGUGCUGUUUGGUGCUAAACUUUAUUCUACCUCAAUUGACAUGUGGUCCGCUGGAUGCAUAUUUGCAGAGCUGGCUAAUGCUGGAAGGCCUUUAUUCCCUGGGAAUGAUGUGGACGACCAGUUGAAAAGAAUCUUCAGAUUGUUGGGUACACCAACUGAAGAACAGUGGCAGACAAUGACCAAACUCCCCGAUUACAAGCCAUAUCCCAUGUAUCCAGCCACCACCUCAUUGGUGAAUGUGGUCCCCAAACUAAGUAGCACAGGACGGGAUCUACUCCAGAACCUGUUGAAAUGUAAUCCUGUCCAGAGGAUCUCUGCAGAGGAGGCCUUGCAGCACCCUUACUUUGCUGAUUUCUGCCCACCCUAAAUGUUAAAUUUCCUCUCAGUGAACCUCAGCCGCCAGAAUCAAUCAUCCUUCACUCUGUUGGUUUCAUUAGGACCAGUCCCAACAAGGCAAAAAUCACUCACCAGUUUGUCAAACGCUCACCCUGCAAUUCAUUCUGUUGUGCCUCUGUGUGGAACAAAGUCCUAGUGGCUCUGCAAGGUUUUAGGCUCUUUUAAGUUGCAAGCUGGUUUAAUUUGGUAUACCUACACCUCUCUGCUCAUUAGCUGUAAUGUGGGAGGGUACACUAUGUGUUGUAAUGAAUAAAUUUUAUACCUGCAGAAAUGGCUCUUAACAAGGAGCCUCUCUUAUCCAAGAGAAUUAAUUUAACAUGUGCUGGUUAUCUCUGACUUUUAAAUAGUUGACCACAAAUGAACGAAGGCCCUUUGAAUCUGUGGUGAUCUGGAUCCAAAAUUCUAAGUGUUACUGCAUCAGUUACACAAACAGCCUCUCUAACAUGAUGGUUUCUAUUCCUGUUCUAAUGUGUUUUGCCAGUGUGCUUCCAUUAAUAUAAAAGACUUAACAUUGGUGGAGCCUAUAGCCCAAUUGGUAAUGGAUUUUCAUAGCUAAUACUAAUAUGGAUAUUGAAGGAGUUUUAAAAAAUCUGAUAACACUAUAUCAGCCAAUAUUCUUUUUUUUUUAUACACAUAGUAAUUAACAUUUUUGAUGAGGAUUUAUUAAUUUUUUUUUGACCAAGAUACACGUGUACUGAGUGAGAUAUUUUGUAGUGCACACAGUUGGACAGACACUUUCUAAAUGAUCUAAAACAUAUCUUUGGCAUUUCAGGACUUUUGUUUGUAGUUACUUAUCAGCCAUGAUAUACACAGGUUCUAAUAAAUAUGUGAUAAGUUAAUAUCUGUUGAUAUAUUGGCUCUACUUGAGACCACAGAUUCCUGGGGCAGCUAAUACUAAAAAUUCACUAUUUAAAAACAAGUAAUAGGACAUUGAUCUGCCAGUUUUAGAAUCACAAAUGACUUGAUUUUUUUUUUUUUUUUUCUUGAAACGGCUGAAGUCAAUGUUACCCCUCUUUUUAGGCUGCAUGUUUUUUUGUAUAAUGCUGUAUUUUACAGGUUUGAUUAAUUUCCAUAUUAUUUCCUUAAAGGUUUCCUGGUUAGAACUAUGUCAUUUGGUACUAAUGACAGGGAAAAUCUGAAGUCUCUUGAAAUAACUGAUCCAGUUGUAUUUGCAGAUUAUGUAUUUAUCCAUCAUCCAUCUAUUACUGGAAACCUUUUUUCUUUAUACAUUGUGUUUUUGUUUGCACAUCAAAUUCAUAUUUUUGCUCUCAAGGUUACACAAGCUGUUCAUCAGAACUGAUCGAUUAGAACUGUACUAACUGAACAGUAGUAUAUAUAAUUAGGACAAAUAACAUAUGUCUCUCCUGGAAACAUCCUAUGAAAUUAGAAACUUUUUUUUUUUUUUAACUUAGACCAGAUUAGACUACAAACCUCUAUUUCAUUGUCCCACUAACUAUUACAAGAUUGUACAAUAGCAUGGGUAGCUAAUUUAUAAUUUUUUUUUCCCUCAGGCUUUUUAUUUCCCAUUUUGGAUUUGUCUUUGUGCACUUUGUAACUGACAGUUUUAUUUUAAAUCGUUUAGUUAUCGAUAUUAUUAAAACACAUUGAACACUGACAGCCAGGAUUAUAGCCGGUUAUCAAUAAAUGGGCCAAUAUAUUAUAUGUAUGUUAAUGACUAGAGGACCAUUUGUGACACAACAUCUUUAUCAUUAUUAAAAUGUCUUUUAGCUUUUCUGAAACGCUUUUGUAAUAGUUAAAUUAGAGAUGGAAAAAAUGCAGAUAAUCUACUGGUAAUCUGUAUUUUCAUAUAAUGAUUGUUUUGCACCAUUAGCUGUUUCCAUUUUGGUUACUUAUUAUGUUAACAUGGGUAACAGCUUGCAGUGUUAUUUCGCUUCAGAUUGUUACAGUGCUACUUAUCCCAUAAAAGCCUACAUAAUGAGUUGUGUUACACGUAGCUGUCUUAAUAGGGAAAAGGCUUUAUUUUCAUUUCGCUGAUGUAAGACAAAGAUAAUGGAUGCAUGUAUUUAUUAAUGAUGGAAUGUCUGCUCUCUUUUUUUGCAUUUGUUUAUAUGUAGCACAACUUCAUUUGGUACAGAAAUUCCUUUUCAAUGAUUUAAGUAAUACUCAGAUCUAUAAUAUUUAGCAGGCUCUUUUUUAGGAUUUAAAAUGUUGAAGGUUGUGAAUUAAGUUAUAAUGAAAAAAAAAACAAACACAAAAGCAUUUGCUCUCAGUAUUUCAUUAUCUCAUAACAACAGGACAUUUCAGAUAAACUGCUGUAGAGUUUACACAGCCUAAAGUUUAAUUUUAAAUGAAGAGUGGAUUUUGCACUUUGCUAGUAUCUUUGCUUUUGUUGGUAGAAAACUUGGGAUGAAUAUUGUCAGUGACUCUUUUUGUGUAUAUUUCAGCCAAUAAGACUCAGUAUUCAGUAAAGUUGACAUAAAUACACGUUUGCUUUUGAAAUUGGGAGUUCAUUCUUGACCUUGUAAACAGUAGCUGACAAACUAACCUUGCCACAGGAUCCAUGUAGUAGCUGCACUGGAGCUUUCAACCAAGUCCAUACCAAGAGGGCAAACUCCCAUCUGCUGAGGAAGAUUGUGAUAGUCAAUCAAAAGCUUCAGAACAGCUUUUAAAUGAAUCUUGUUGUUAGAUUGCUUUGUCAAUGCUUGCUUUUUUUUUUUUUAAAUAAACAAUUUACACAGCUUGCA
This is a messenger RNA of Lates calcarifer (barramundi perch), 3798 nucleotides long. It is a transcript of the gene cdk5, whose product is annotated as cyclin-dependent kinase 5. NCBI's taxonomy places the organism in Eukaryota, Metazoa, Chordata, Actinopteri, Centropomidae. Gene Ontology annotation, cellular component: nucleus; cytoplasm. Bases 186 to 1064 code for a protein of 292 amino acids. Gene Ontology annotation, molecular function: cyclin-dependent protein serine/threonine kinase activity; ATP binding. Gene Ontology annotation, biological process: neuron apoptotic process; synaptic vesicle transport; protein phosphorylation. The record is from RefSeq and is a predicted model, not a curated record. The transcript is spliced from 12 exons.